AACAUGAACUCUUUUUCACUAUAUUUACUAUAAGAUCUUGUUUUAGUUCUUGAUUAUGAACGUCAACAAAGCAUACCAGUGAUUUACAAUUUGAAUGCAUUAUAUGCAAAUUGGCAAAAAUAGUAAUUUUUCAGUUAUUCAACCAUACCUGGAGGUUUUUCUUUUAAUUUCAGAAGGUGCAGCUUUUGUGAAUUUCAUGUCAGGGAGGAAAAGCUAACUGGACGGUUUGGGAAAGCGAGGGAGCAGCCAUCUGCGUGUUCUGCUGCUCUGGAUGCAGUCUCCAUGGCAACAUAGUGUUCCUGCAGCAAAAAUCAUGGGAAGACAGCUCGGUCCCAACCCCCAGGCGCAUGCACACAGGCACUCCACUCACACUUUUGAGGCAAACGGUGCCUGCUCUGUCCAUACAUAUAGUGAUCACACAAGAAACACUGCAGCAGUUUGCCUGUCAAAAUUCUUUACGCUACUUCCCAUCUUCACCACUAUGUUUCUCUAGAUUCUUAAAUAACUCACAAUGACGAUGUCCUACCUCCCACCUUCCUCUGAUUCUCUUUUAUAUGGCAUUUAAUAAUUCAUUUCAUCACUCUUUUAAAUUGAUGUCCAACUAAAUUAGAGUUUCCAACAGGGUUCAGGCGAUUUUUGGUCCUCUCAUCUCAUCUUCCACAUCUCUAUGCAAAAAGAGAGCCUCUCCUCAUGUCAAUGAGUGACUGUCUCACAGUUUGGCUUGUUGGAUAUUUCUCAUUAUCCUUACACACGCAAUCAAAAAGAGAGGCAGAAGAGUUAAGGGACACCGAGAGCAGGAAAUGGAGGGGAAAAAAAAUCUGUCUUUGUUGCCAUCUCCUCUUCACUCUGCUCAUCUGUUACACUAUUGGACAAUUUGGCCCCCUCCCAUUUUCACACCAGCCAGUCAGCUUGUACAAUAUCUCUGUAUCUCUUGGCUCUCUCUCUUUCUCUCGCGCUCUCUCAGCUUCUAUCUCUCCCUCCUGUUAGCACAAACAUACAUGUGUUAAAGCCAGAUCCCACACGCACACACACCCUGCUUCUGUCUGUCUUACUAGUCUCUGUGUGUGAGGUGCUUUUUGCUUUGACAAUGUCAGGUUUUGUGGACGGAUAUCGCUCCCUCUGGAGGAGAGCACGCUGAAACUUCCUCCCACCUCUCUUUCAUCUGUCAGGAAUCUGCUGUUAACUGCUGUCGUUGUCCGUGGCUUUAAAUUUCCUUUGCCAUGGCCAAGCGCGAGGCUGGAAGUACCAGCCCUGUGGUGCGUCAGAUAGACAAGCAGUUUCUGGUCUGCAGCAUCUGCCUGGAUCAUUACCGCAACCCCAAGGUCUUGCCCUGCCUGCACACCUUCUGUGAAAGAAUUCCUGUCAUACCUACAUGCUGGCCAAUAGAGGAACCUCAUCUAUUGCAAAUCCCUACACACAAUUAAAAAGCUCAGAGCGCUUCUCGUCACUGACGCUGCUGGGAUAAGUGCAUUCCUCAGCAUCGGGGACUGUCAAGGACUGCAGUCUGAAAAAAGGCUCACUGUUGAGAGACACAAUUACAGUGGCUCAAUCCACAGUUUCUUGGGAAGGAUGACACCCCCUCAGGUGACAAUGCUAGAGCCGAGCCAAGCAGGAGGAAGCUUUUUGAAAGCUUGUUGUGGGUCAUGGUGGGAGGAUGGAGAAUGAAGAAGGGGCAUGUUGUUGGCUGCAGAAGAAAACCAGGAUUAUGUUUCAGACUGGUUUGCUCCUAAACCCACGAUCUACCAAAUAUUUAUCGAAUGGCUUUUUAAAAGCCACACAGUAUGAGAUAAUUCUCUUUUUUCCCCCAUGCAGUCUGAGCUGCAUUUGCCCACCGGAGGGCAAGUUUAAUCCCUGGUUUAACUGGAUAGCAUGUGAUGUGGAGUCCUGCUGAGCUGUCUCCAGACCUACAUUCCCCCUGAGUCUCUGACACUCUCAUGCCCAGUGUGCCGGCAGACAUCUAUCCUGCCAGAGAAAGGAGUUUGUGCCCUCCAGAACAACUUCUUCAUCACUAAUCUUAUGGAGGUCCUUCAACGAGACCCAGAGUGCUCGCGGCCAGAGGCCUGCAGUGUGUUGGAAUCAGUCAGUGCUGCAGCUGCAGGGAAGCCGCUCUGCUGCCCAAACCACGAAGGAAAGGUGAUGGAGUUCUACUGCGAGUCAUGUGAGACAGCCAUGUGUUUGGAGUGCACAGAGGGCGAGCACAGGGAGCACAUGACUGUUCCUCUGCGGGAUGUGGUGGAACAGCACAAGGCUGCGCUGAAGACACAGCUGGAUGCCAUACACAGCAGGCUACCUCAGUUAACAGCAGCCAUUGAGCUGGUGAGUGAGAUCUCUCGACAGCUGAGUGAAAGGAAGAAUGAGGCAGUAGCGGAAAUUACAAGUACAUUUGAAGAGCUGGAACAGGCGCUGCAUCAGCGCAAGACGGCCCUCAUCACAGACUUGGAGAAUAUCUGCAGUACCAAGCAGAAAGUCCUGCAGGCCCAGCUUUCAGCUCUCCUCCAGGGGAAGGAACAUAUUCAGAGCAGUUGCAGUUUCACAGAGCAAGCUCUCAGCCAUGGUAGUGCUACUGAGGUGCUGCUGGUUCAGAAGCAAAUGAGUGAGCGAGUAAACGCGCUGGCCAGACAUGACUUCCCAGAGAAACCUCAUCAGAAUGCACACCUGGACUGCCAGGUGGAGACCGAGGGCCUGCGGCGCUCCAUCCAGAACCUGGGUGUUCUCCUCACCACAGCAGCUGUGGCUCACACUUCCGUGGCCACAGGAGAGGGCCUCCGCCAUGCAGCAACUGGGCAACACCAAACUAUUACUGUGACAACAAAAGACAAAGAUGGGGAGCUGGUGCGGACAGGAAACGCAGUUUUAAAAGCAGAGAUAACGUCCGCUGAUGGGAGCCGGGCUGCAGAGACGGAGAUAACGGACAAUAAGAAUGGAACAUACGAGGUGGGCUACACGUUACGCUCUGAGGGAGAGUACUCGUUUUCUUUGCUGCUGUACGGACAGCCAGUACGUGGCAGCCCUUUCCGACUGCGAGCAGUUAAGCCGUCAGAUGUUCCGCAAUCUCCAGACGAUGUGAAGCGGAGGGUGAAGUCCCCCAGUGGCACGGCUGGCCACAUACGGCAGAAGGCAGUGCGACGGCCUUCCAGUAUGUACAGCACGACUAAGAAAAAGGAGAACCCCAUUGAAGAUGAGCUCAUCUACAGAGUGGGUUCUCGGGGUAGAGAGAAAGGCGAGUUCACAAAUCUCCAGGGGAUCUCAGCCUCUAGUAAUGGCAGAGUGGUGGUGGCUGACAGCAACAACCAGUGCAUACAGGUUUUCUCCAAUGACGGCCAAUUCAAGAUGCGCUUUGGGGUCAGAGGUCGGUCUCCAGGGCAGCUGCAAAGACCAACGGGUGUCACUGUUGACAUGAACGGUGACAUUGUGGUGGCCGACUAUGACAAUCGGUGGGUCAGCAUCUUCUCUCCUGAUGGGAAGUUUAAGAAUAAGAUCGGUGCAGGACGGCUCAUGGGUCCCAAGGGUGUGGCUGUGGAUAAGAACGGACACAUCAUCACUGUGGACAACAAGGCUUGCUGCGUCUUCAUCUUCCAAUCCAAUGGGAAACUUGUGACCAAGUUUGGAGGCAGAGGGACUUCUGACAGACAGUUUGCAGAAAAACUUGGCCCAAACAUAAAUAAAUCUGGCUCAGUUUUCAGCCCGCAUUUUGUUGCCGUGAAUAACAAGAAUGAAAUUAUCGUGACCGAUUUUCACAAUCACUCUGUGAAGGUGUACAGCGCUGAUGGGGAGUUCCUGUUCAAGUUCGGCUCUCAUGGCGAAGGGAACGGCCAAUUCAACGCUCCCACUGGCGUGGCUGUGGAUGCCAAUGGAAACAUCAUUGUAGCUGACUGGGGUAACAGCAGAAUACAGGUGUUUGACAGCACAGGGUCCUUCUUAUCCUACAUUAACACUUCGGCAGACCCGCUGUAUGGCCCCCAGGGCCUAGCGCUCACCUCAGAUGGACACGUGGCUGUUGCAGACUCUGGCAAUCAUUGCUUUAAAGUUUACAGAUAUCUGCAGUAGACUGAGGGGAAGAUGUCGCCGCCACCACCAACUCCUGCUUUAAAAAUCAAUGUCACAUAUUUCUUGCAGAGAAAGAGUUGCAACAUGCCUGCACACUUCCCAGAGGCUCCAUGUCCACAAAUUAAUUUCCUGUUCAUUUUGUCUGUAAAUACUUCAAGGAUUUAAUGUCCAGAGUUUAAGAACAAGAAAUGAUAUUAAGAACGAACUUCCAAAACAUGCAAUUUUAAUGUUUUCAAAGACAAAAUUGGCUAGAUAUCACAAAAACUACUGACUACUGCAAGAACAGAAACCAUAAUUACUGAAACGGCAGUGAGUUCUUGGAUUACUUCUAUUUUAAAAAACAAUCAAUCAGGUAAACAUAUCUCAUAUAGAGACUUUCAAAUACUUGCGUUUUUUUUAAAGAAUGUGAGACAGCCUCUGCUCAACUAUACACCUGCAAAGUUAGAUGACUACAUCUUGUACAGUCGCGUUGCUGUUACAUGACAAAAUAGGUCCAUAGACAGACAUGCAUAUAUCAAAAACACUAAACAAUCAAUUAGGCAUGUCUAUAUUUUGUCAUUUUUGGUUUGUCUAACUUUAACUUUCCAUAAAGCUGAGCUAUAAUGCUUCUCUCCACCUCAUGUUUUUAUUCUCGGACUCUAGAGUAGCUUUGCAUGAUUCUGUCUGAAACAAGCUGUUUUAGUUUGAGGUUUGAGAUGGGCUUUAUCAGCAGAUGAGCAGUGUUGCGCUUCUCACAGAGCUGCGUGCCUGAAAAUCAAUAAUUCAAUUUUGGUACCUAAAAAUUUCAGCUUAAUAACUUGAAAUGUCAAGUUAUUGAGGGAAACAAAGUGCUUUAGGCAGCUAGAAGCCUGAGCUAUUAGCGCAUGGGAAUUAUUUGCACAAACACUUGGCUAAAUUUGUGAUUAGUAUCAAUGUCACAGUAAAAAAAAAAAAGUUUGUGUGUGUGUAUGAAUGACAUAGAUUAGGUAUAAGCAUAAUAGUUUACUCUGAUUGGCUUUGAGCCUAAAACUAACCAACUGUCGACAGGAAAAAAUGAACAGGAAAUUAACCCCUGGCUCAAAGGCCUUUUAGCUCUAUUCCCCAAGUGUAUCUUCACAGCCUGUCAGUCUUAAAUUGUUUUGGCAAUGCAGAUGGGCAACACUCAGUAUCCAGCAAACAAGGCAACGCAAUGAAGAUUCCCUGUUUCCUGAAAGGAACAUGAUGCUUUAUGAGUAAAAAAAAUGCUCAGGUCUUUCCUUGAACAACGUUGCAUGUUCGUGUGCUCUGAAAAUGAUCUUCUUGUCACUGCCUUACAAUAUUCAUCAGCGAACUCUGCAGAAACUUCAGGAAUGUGUUGUUUUAAAAGGAACUGCUUAUCAUUCUCAUUCUGCACCUUAUCAGUCUGACAUGAUCACUGCACAAUUAAAAUUAUUCUUAUCAUUGUUUUUUUUUUUUUUAAUUUCUAUUUAGCCAUAAGAUGAGUUUACGUAUAUGCAAGUUGUUUCAUUUUGGGAUCCAAAGACAAGCAUCAAAAAGCACAGUAGUUAAAAAAAAAGGCUAAAUAUCUGAACCAGCUCCCCUUCACCCUAAAGUCGGAGCCCUACUAGCAAAACAAAAUAAUAGUAACUAGUCCUUGCACUUUCGUAUAUUCAUACCUACAAUUCACUGUAGUUGUGCAUAUGCACAUUUACACGUAUGUAUAUAUUUAUACAUAUAUAUAUGGAUUUGGUGUCUAUAUAGCCUACAUAUUCCAGCACUUAAACAGAAACAAGGUCACGCCAAGUAGUUAACUGAAUGAAUGAAACAUCAGUGGAACAAAGUUGUAAUAAGUACAUAUUAUUUGCUGUAUUUUUUUUUCCUUUUUGCAAAAGAAUUUAUUUAUUUACAAAUUUCUUUUCUACAUAAUUUGUUUGACAAAUUAUUUUUCUAAUUGGUCGGUUUGAACCUUCUCCUCCUCUUUGCCAAACUUAGCUAUACCAUUGUAACUUGUAGCACUCAAAGCUGUUUUCUGUUUUUGACUCUUCCCGGUCAAACAGUGACGUUUCCUUCUGCCAAAACCUAUUGUUGUAAGUUGCUGUUGAACAUUGCACAGAAUACAAAUAAUGAGAGUUAUAUAGUUUGCAAGAGUAAUAUAUGCCUCUAUGUAUAGUUCAUUUUGACAUAAUCAGAACGUGUACUGUAUAUUACAAUCAUAUUCCUGUUGUAGCUGACAAGCACUUUUAUCGUGGAUUUUCCAGGAUUUGUAUUCAUUUGCUCUGUAGUUCAAUGUUUAGAGGUUUUUGUUUUUUUGUGCGUGUGGCUCUUACAAAAACACCAGCUAAUAUGCAGUGACACAAAAUCAUCUCUCACCUGUGUUUUAGAAAUACUGUCUGUCCCCCAGUACUGACUCAUUCUGAUUUUCCAUCUGCAUUUCCUAUUUAUUGGAAAACUGACAGAUUGAGCUAAACUUCCCUUCUCACUAGACUAUUUAUUCUUUUUGUUGUUGCUUUUAACUGUUAAAAGACAUGUGGGGGGAAAACUGAAGCACACAGUAUUAAUAAAAUGACAUCAACUUUUGUGUAUACAACUGUGUACUACAAGAGGCCAUUUACAAGUAAUCAGUCCGUUCAUGUAUCACGGGGAAGGUAUGAUUGUAAAUUAAAGAAUGACUAAACUACU
This is a messenger RNA of Haplochromis burtoni (Burton's mouthbrooder), 6684 nucleotides long. RefSeq names its product tripartite motif containing 3b (gene trim3b). Lineage: Eukaryota; Metazoa; Chordata; Actinopteri; Cichliformes; Cichlidae. The transcript has 18 exons. Bases 2017 to 4047 code for a protein of 676 amino acids. Gene Ontology annotation, biological process: protein polyubiquitination; negative regulation of translation; proteasome-mediated ubiquitin-dependent protein catabolic process. The record is from RefSeq and is a predicted model, not a curated record. Gene Ontology annotation, molecular function: ubiquitin protein ligase activity; protein binding; translation repressor activity.